Messenger RNA from Pseudo-nitzschia multistriata, 3729 nucleotides. The record is from the annotation of a GenBank genome assembly. Lineage: Eukaryota; Bacillariophyta; Bacillariophyceae; Bacillariales; Bacillariaceae.
CCCUGGCGCACGCGUCAGACAUCGCAGAAGGACAUGCUCGUUGCUCCCCCACCCCCGCCCCCCACCCGGAGGUCGGCACGAAAAAUGCAAGCCAGGUACAUGUACAGUACAUGUACAGUACAGUACAGUACAGUACAGUACAGUACAGUACAGUACAGUACAGUACAGUACAGUACAGUACAGUACAGUACGCACGAUACGCGUAUCGGUGUGGUUGCAGUGGAUUUCGCGGGUUCGGAGGGGCAAAAUCCGAAUCCAUCCACACUGUUGUUCUUGGCAACCGCAAUAGAGCCAUCGCUGUCGUUCGUCCUGCCAUCCCGGUUCCAACACUACAUGUUAGUGACUCGAUGAGCGUCCCGCAAGUGCAGUGCCAUCGAGAGAAGAGAGAUCCCCGUGUAGCUGCAACGCAACACGCUAGCAAGGAGGGGUCCGGCAAGAAGACCACCAUCGAGAAGAAGAACACGUACCACAGGAGCCGUUGCUAGUACUACUAGGAAUAGCAGCAGCAGCAGCAGCAACAACAACAACAACAACAACCGGCUCGGCGAUGGGAUUCCGAAUCCGCGAGGCCCCCGCCCAGCAACAACAAGACAAACGGCGUCGUGGCAGUCGCAGUGGCAGUCGCACCAAGCCGUCCGCCCUCGUGGACAUCACGAACCGGGAUCGCCCGUUUUGUCGCCGUCCGUCUAGAACCAGGGCCGUGGACGAGGAUUUUGAUGCGGAGGUUUGCACCGAUGCGGAUGUGGAUGCGGAUGCGGAUGCGGAUCCUUUGGCGUGCGACCCGGACCCAAGCGGAGAACGAAGAGGAAAACCGAGAAGCACCACGACCACGUCAAAGUCCACGAGCGCCUCUUCUUCUUUGCUCCUUUCCCCGAAAAAUAUUACAACGAGAAGACGGAGGAGAAAGGCAGCAGCAGCAGCAGCGGCAGCGACACCGAGAGGCUCUUCUUGCGUCGAUGGAUUGCGGGGCAGAGAAAAAGAGAAAGUGCGGCAGCAGAAUUCCCCGCAUGAGCAAUCGCAAGAGCAACCGCAAGAGCAGCAGCAAGAGCAGCAGCAAGAGCAACCACAAGAUCAGCCGCAAGAGCAGCACCAAGAGCAACGGCAACAGCAACGGCAACAGCAGCAGCAGCAGCAGCAGCAGCAGAAACUCCAGCACCAACAGACACAAGACCGGAAGAAGCAUCCCGCCAAAGAGGCCGCUUUCUCGGCCUCUCCUUCCACCGGAGCGGAAUGCUUGUGGUCUCCGCCUGCGACGGCGGCGAACGAUAUGCCACCACCGAGCGACGAGCUGACCGGUCGCAUCCUCCGCCACCGGUCGGGGCGGGGACCCCCGGACGCCCGCGCGUUCUUCCACCGCUGCCGCCAACCUUGCGAGGGUGCCCCCCAACCCCACAAGCGAGAACGGGGAAGGGACGGAACCAGAACCAAGGGCAAUCGGCGGCAUUCCUUGUCGGACGGGACCCCGGUCUAUUCCUCCCUGCCGGUCUCGACGAAGGAAACCAUAGCGGAAAACGAAACCGAUACCGAAAACGUGCAGCUGCUGUUUGUCGAUAGAAGCAGCAUUGGUCCCCUCGCCUCCUCGUCUCGUCCGGCGGGCACCAGAAGCGAUUCUACGGAAAGCUACAGAAGCAGCAACCACAACACCAACACCAACACCAACACCAACACCAACACCAACACCAACGUCAACAACUGCCCAUUUGCCCAUGUCAUCCACGGCGGCGACCGGGACAACGAUAGCGCGAUCGAGGACCGAAUUCGCAGGUGUGGUGCAGGGGACGGUUGGUGGUGCACGGACGAAAACGAGAACGAGAACGAGACAAAGAACCCCAUUGUCGCGGAAGGAUGCAUCGAACACGAUUCGAAACAGAUGUGCAGCAGGCGCCGCAUCCUUCCCGCGUCUUGCGAUUCCUCUUCGUCGCCAUGGGAUCACCGACGGCGGUCCCCGCCUUCAACGCCCCUCGCUGCCGAGACGGCAACGAACCAGGCAGGCAUCCACGGGGACGCGCCGGCACACAACCCUGCCGGCAGCAGCAAACGAAAAAGGUCCGGAGGGGAAUCUCCUGGGAUAGAACCACACGCCGGGGGACCAUUCACCGGGAACGGAAACGAUGCGGGCAGCAGCAGCAGGAGGAGGAGGAAGAACAACAGCGACAAAGACGGCUGCGUUCUGUUCAAGGACAUCAUCGGCCACCAAUCGGCCAAGCUGCGGCUCGACGAGGUUCUAUUGCCCCUGGCUCUGCCGGCAACCAUCUCGGAACACAUACUCAGGGGGAUUCGUUCCCUGCCGGCAUCGAUUCUUUUCUACGGCCCACCGGGCUGCGGCAAGGCAAGUAAUAGUUGUUGUUUAGGCUUAGUUUGCUUUGUGCAUAUGAGUCGUUUUCCGAUCUCAGGGAAUCGCGACUAAUCUCCAAACGUUGCUGGUUCUCUAUCCGCAAUUCUCGAUCUCCAGACGCAGCUGGCAAGGGCCCUGGCCGGCGAGGCCCGCGGGGCCUUUCUGUCGAUCGGUCCCGGCGACAUUCUCAGCAAGUACGUCGGGGAAUCAGAGGCAGCGGUCCGCUCCGUUUUUGCGGAAGCCCUCCGAAUGGCCAGGGACCACGGAGCACGACGCGGUGGGAACCCCUGCACCGUUCUGUUCUUUGACGAGAUCGACGCCCUAGGGUUGUCCCGGGGCAGCCAAUGCGGCGGUGGUAGUGGCAGCCGCGGGGGGCCGAUGCCGGGAGGUAGCGGUGCCUACGGCGACAAUCCAUCGCGGCGGGUCCUGGCAGAGCUUCUCCUCCAGCUGAACAGGGUCGAUGCAUCCUGUGUAGAUCCCGGCUCACCAGGGGACGGAAUCGAGUCCGGCGAAGAAGAUGCCGAGGACAACCAAUCAAGUUUCUCGUCCAGCCCUGGAAGAGAAGGCAACGAUCCAUUUCCGGACGCGGACAGCGAUUGGACCAUGGUGCACCGAGAAAAUAACGGUGUCGGGAAUCCAUACCAAGCCGAGCCACCGGGAGAAAAAUCUCCGAUCAGGGAUCCCGCGCCACGCAUCAUCGUCGUGGCCGCUACCAACCGUCCCGGGGACUGCGAUCCGGCCCUCGUCCGGCGCUUUGCGAUACAGGUCCCGGUGGGGCUGCCGACGCAACGGGACCGCACAAAGAUGCUCCGAACCCACGUCGGGGACAUAUACCACACCCUGACCGAGCGGCACUUCUCGGAGCUCUCGCUGGCAACCGAGGGCUGGUCGGGAUCGGACCUCCAGAGGCUCUCCCGGGAAGCCGCCAUGGCACCCGUCCGGGAGUGCAUACGGAGGGCCGCGCUGAUGAAACGGCGGAACCAACUUGCCGCAGGCCGCCGCUGUCCCAGCGCUCCCCCGUUCGUGCAGGGCGAGGGGCUUCCGAGCCAGCAGCGACCUUCCGGAAGCAGCGGCUCGCUGCUCCCACGCGCUUGUCCCCGCAGGCAGCAGCUCCUGGAGGAAUUCCGCAACCUCCGGCCCGUGGGCCUCGGGGACUACCGGCGGGCCCUGGCCCUCUGGUUCGGCGGAGCGUGCGAAAGCCUGCACGGAUUCCCCCCCGCGGGACCCAAAGAGACCGGGAGUGGCAGCGGCCGCAGCGCCGGCGGCGGCUGCCGGAUCGAGCACUACGACAGCAGUUCCGACGAAGAAUCCACCGGGGACGGGGAUCCGCAAGACGAGGGCGAUUGCCACCCUUGCUCGUAGUCGGAGAUGUCCGGUCCGAGUUUUUCGACCAG